ACACACCACAAUCAUAUCACAUAUUCUCAUUUCUUUGUCACAAAUUUUCCUCAUUUAAUUUAUAUAAUAAUAAAUAAAUAAAUAAAUAAAUAUCGGAAAGAAAAGAUGAAGAAGCCCUGCAGCGUUAACGUUCCGAUCGCCGUUAUCUUCAUCUUUAUGAUGCUUCUCUCUACCAAUGAAGUAGGGAUAAAGGUGGCGGAAGGGAAGCUGUGCCACUACAGGAGCCAGAGGUGGACUGGGCCAUGCGUUUUAGGGCACGACUGCCACAAGAGCUGCCUCGGUCAGUGCUUUGCUGGGGGCGAGUGCCACGGCCUUCGUCACCUUUGCUACUGCUACAAAAACUGCUAAUCAAUCAAUUAAUUUAAUUAAAUUAACUCCUCCUCUUCAUAAUCAAAUAAAAUUAAAUAAUAAGAUUUUCGCCGCUUGAUGUAAUGCAUGUUGUAUAUGGACAUUCCCCAUGUCUCGUGUUUUAUUAAUUACAUGAAUAAUAAGUUAAAUAAAAAAAAAAGUCUGUAUUUGUGGUUGAUUUUCUAGUUUUGCUUUGUUUCGUGCAUUGAACUAAACAAUUUAGAAAAUAAAGAGGAAAAUCAAAUCACAUGAAUGAAUAUCUUAUUUUUAA
Messenger RNA from Cuscuta campestris, 619 nucleotides. The record is from the annotation of a GenBank genome assembly. Lineage: Eukaryota; Viridiplantae; Streptophyta; Magnoliopsida; Solanales; Convolvulaceae.